Messenger RNA from Patiria miniata (bat star), 2937 nucleotides. RefSeq lists its product as uncharacterized. The transcript is spliced from 3 exons. Lineage: Eukaryota; Metazoa; Echinodermata; Asteroidea; Valvatida; Asterinidae. The record is from RefSeq and is a predicted model, not a curated record. The coding region runs from base 252 to 2120 and encodes 622 amino acids.
GAAGGUCGUCGGGUCAUGCAGGGCUUUGAUUUUCUGCUUGGGUGGGGGAAAUUCCCAGGAUGUGCAAUGCGAUGAUUGUGCAAUACGACGAUAUUGUGCAAUAUAGGAUGAUACAGCAAUUUGCAAAUUAAAUUAGGUUUAUCAGAGCCAGCCAGACAGUUCCUUUUGCAGCCCAGACACCACGGAAAAGAACAACAAAUAAGCCUACAGACUUUUCUCGUAUAAAAGUGACCAGUACACGUGAAAUCACCAUGGAUGUACAGCCUGGGCGUUGCUGGUGUUGUGAGAAAAUUCUCCCAGAGGACACCGCGCCUUGCGACCGAUGCCCGAUGGCCGUGUAUUGCUGCACACAGUGUCGAGACAGGGACAACGUCAGACACAGCGCCAUGGAGUGCGAAAUGUUCGGGGAGAAGAAGUGCAGUUCUUGCAGCACACUUGGGAAAACACGGAUGUGUUCAGCAUGCAACAGUGCAUGGUACUGCAAUGCAGACUGCCAACGGCGUGACUUUCCAGCGCACAAGAAAACGUGUCGAGAAAUUCUGGCAUCCAUCAAGCAAAUCUCGUCGAAUCUUAGCAGAUUGAAAAGACAUGGGUAUGACGAUUUUCCCGAAUACUUUGGGAACACCAUGGCGGUAGACUUCCUUCAACUUGAAAACAAUGAAUGGUCCGGAAAGAGUGUUGGAAAAAAACAGCUUGGUAGGGACUAUCAUGUCUUAUCUGCUGGUUGCGGAGACCUAUGCAACACAGUACUCACGGCUGCUUCCCUGCCUAACAAGUACCAGGGAAAACUGCACGUGACUCUGAAUGAUUUGGAUCUAUUUGUGAUGGCAAGGAACGUGCUGUUUCUCUUCAUGUUGGUCCGCUUUGCAGAAACUGAAGACAUCGCUUCCAGUUUGACCACCAUCUGGUACUCACUCCAUAUUUCCAAGAGAGAGUACGACUUGAUCAAGACAAGCUUGGCUGAACUCAUUCGGAUGAGUGCUCGGCAACUCCACGAUGCCACCAAAGGACUGGUGAGUGUCCUGGAUGAAGAACUUGGGUAUCUACGCCAGGUUUGGAAAGGAUGGCAAUCACUGGAAUGUCGAAGAGACAAUCGAGCCGCUAUCAAUCUGGCACAACAAAGAAAGGACAUGUUUGAAAACAGCGACCAAGCUAUAAAAGGCAGCCGCUCAAAAUAUUUAGCGUGUCUAAAUGCAAAUGAUAGAAAACAGAUGGAGAAGUGGUUUGAACAUGGUCUGUUCCUACCCUGUGAGGCAAAUCAAAGAGACAUACCAUUCGACAACCCUACACUUACUGCCAUAGAGGCAAGCAAGUUCACAGCACAAUUUGGUAGUCCACAACUACAACCUUCUGUAUUAUUACACGAUUACGACUUGUUCGUGUACAGGUACCUCAUGAGUCCAAGAAAGACGCCCUUCGCAGUAUGGGACUGCUUGAGAGUUAAAGAGCACACCUCUGGAUCCCACUCCUCUUGGAUGGUGAUGUACCACAAGUACGUCACAAACCUCAUGCAGAAAUUCAAGAGUUUCAUCCAUGAGGGAAGGCUCCUCAUUCGUGUUUCUUUGACCAGCUGCCUGGACUUUCCUAGACAUCACCAAUCCCUGCAAAUGCCCAACUAUGACCGCAUCUUCACCUCCAACCUUGCCGACUAUAUUUGCUUUGCUAAACUCCUGCAGAUUUUUAAGCCACUGCUCAAAUCCAGCAACAGCUACUCUGUCGUUGUCACAGAGAUUAUGUAUUUCUAUCUCAAUGUUCCCGACGCUUACCCGGGAAAGACACUUCCAGAACCCCAACGUCGGAAAUUAGUUUUGGAUUGCAUCCAGGACUUCCCGGCUCUAACACCAGCACAAAUACAAAACAAGAUCUUUGAUUAUCACAACACUACCUCUCACUUUCUCCGGUAUCUCCGUGCAGAAAUCAUGGCAGGAGGGUUUGACAUACCGGCACUCCAGGAUGUACCGUCGUUUGAGAGUGUGAAGAAGUGUCAGGGCAUGCAAAUGCGUGACUUCCAGAAGGAACUGAACAAGUUUGUUCCGUUUCAGCAUCGAUGGAAUGUAAGGAGCCUCACGUCACCACCUCCAGGUUGCAGAGCUGUAGAGUGGUUGCUUCCGAAAGAAUAAAGGUUAUACAUUGUAGGCUGUACCCAAACCUCUACUCUAGAGCUACACAUGUAUAACGACAACCUUUCAAACUUUCAAAAGCAAAUUAAAGGACUGGUUCUCAGUCCGUAUGUUAUCGAUACUGAUUGCGGGGCGUGAAUCAGACAGCCUCCUGCGAGAACGGAGUUAUUGUCGGGCAGCCAAGAAUUCGGUCUGUAAAGUAAGAAUUCUCUCCUAAACACGGGGCGAUGUUUUUCAGUCAAUGUCUCAUUCAAAAGUGAAUACCUUUUGCAGUGCUAGAAAAGUAGCAAUUUGGAAAAGGAUUUUUUUUGGGAUGAAAGUCGACAUCUUGGUUGCCGGGCAGUAUGAACAGUUACUCCUGUUAGAAAUAUAAAUGGAAUUCUGUCAGUGUUUUUGAAAUAUAUAGUCCUAUUGGCAAAUUUAUGCUUAAACGUCUCAAAUUUGGAUUGUGAAGACUACUGAAAGUACCGUGUAAAUAAAACCUUGUUUCUGCAUGAUUUUAGUUUAUGUAGUUUCUGAUCUGGCACGAGUGAUGUAUUAAUUGAUGUAAAUAUUCACUUGUUCAAGUUCAUGUUUACUUAUACUUCUCCAGGGUUCGACCUUAACUAUUUUGUUCACUGGCCGGCCGGGCUACUGAAACGGACGUAUUUUCAGGCUCAAUUCUGAGGCAAUUUUGUCGGUGUGUUUAAUAAACUAAUAAUUUAACCUUUUAAAACAGUUGAUAAAAUCAGACACAAAUUGAUGGGGUUUUCUUUCUGAAUUUAAUGAUUAAUUUUUCAUCCUGUCCGUUCAUCUUUGCCGUAUCCCAAUAAUUUUG